CCAAAACAGAUCAGAUCAACAACUUUCACGUGUCAGAUUUAUUUACCUCUCAUGACGUUAUGAGUUUACUUAGUAUCGAAUUCGUGGACCCAGAAAGUCUCGAGAUCAAAAACGAAACAAUCGAGGAGGAUAUUUCCAAUGCUUAUUCCGAAAAAUCCUGUUCAGAUUCUGGCGUUCCUAAUGCAAAAUGUGGCGAAAUAUUCACCUCAAGCAAUUGUGGUUUUAUCUUAAUGUGUGCAUUCUGUGGUGAUUGUUACAGAAAUAUUCCGGAAUUUGGAGAGCAUCUGCAUCAACAUCAUAAAAACCAAGAUGUGGAUUUCUACGAAAGUCUUUGGGAUAGCGAGAAUGAGGCAAGUGUGGACAGUUUCGGUAGAGAUGAAGAGCACGAUGUCGAUGAUUGCGAGGCGCUUGAAGAGGAGUUUGAAUGUGAGACUUGUAAAAAACAGUUCGUGUCGCACCGGCUACUCGAACAGCAUAAAUGUCAGUCUGUAUCCAGUCAACACAUUUCGGAAACUAAGGAAGAAGGUGCUGAGAAAGUUGACUCUAAGCAUCCAGUCAAAAACGAGUCAUCAAAUUCUAAAUGGUCUUGCAAUGUCUGCAACGAACAGUGCCCCAGCCAGCAGUUGCUGCGACAACACAAGUGUAAACUCAGUAAAAAGUCCAAAGAAAAGUCCGUUGUAAAGGAUACACCGGACAAUCUCGAAACAACGGAAGAGUCUUCCCAACAAAUUCCCGAGGAUCAUUCAGACUUCACUAACAACAGUAAGAAGCAGAACGAUCUAAGCAAACCUGGCAGUAAAUCUAAAAGGCCGCAAGGGAAAAAGGUAAACCCAGAUUUCUACUGUGAAAUCUGUGACCAACUAUUCAGCUACAAAAGCUUCUUCAGAAAACAUGGGAUGCGUCAUGCAGUAGCACCGAUCGCGCUACAAAAUGAUCCUGAAUAUCUGAAAUGCCACUAUUGUGGUUUGAAACUCGCAAACAACGCCGAGUGGUAUGAUCACGAGAAUUCUCACACGGAGGACACUAAAUACAAGUGCCCCUGUUGCCCGAAAAGUUUCAAAAGACGUUAUCAACUCAAAUUGCACGCGAACUCCCACACGGGGGAUCGACCCUACAAAUGUCCUCACUGCAAGGCCGCGUUCUCUAACCCCACCAACAUGCAAACCCACGUCAAGCGCGUUCACCUGCGCCUAAUGCCGCACGAAUGCACCCUCUGCGACAAGAAGUUCGUCAAACCCGUGGAACUUACCAUCCACAUGCGCCAACACACCGGUGAAAAACCUUAUCAAUGCGAGGAAUGUGGGAAAAAGUUCAUACUAGCCGUGCAACUCAACGAACACCGCAGGCGACAUGCAAACUUGCGGGACGCCAAGUGUCCUUUGUGUCCGAUGGCCUUUAACGGUAAGAAGAUGCUAUCCAGACACAUGGUUAAGCAUUCGGAUUUACGCCCCCAUAAAUGUGCAACGUGCGGUCAGGCUUUUAGCCGGAAAAACGCUUUGGUCGCUCACACUAAAAUCCAUCAAGAUUUCAAGGAGUACGUUUGUCCCAUUUGUGGAAAGGCAUUCGCUCAGCGAGCUGGACUGUAUUCACACAAAAAAUCACAUGUGACCCCGCUAAAUUCAUAGCAUAAGUUUGUGGUGUUUGUCCAAUUGAUAUGAACGUGAUUAGUGAAGCGCAAUAAAAUUAUUCUUGAAACCGUUCAGUAUGGACGCGGAUCCUCUUGGGAGUCCUACACUGUCGCGCGACUUUUUCUAAGAAAAUGGCACCAAAUUUAGGAAUAAAAAAUUGAUUGGCGUAGUUUUUAUUAUUAAAAAUAAAGUAAU
Molecule: messenger RNA, 1823 nt
Organism: Hermetia illucens (black soldier fly)
Lineage: Eukaryota; Metazoa; Arthropoda; Insecta; Diptera; Stratiomyidae
Product: zinc finger protein 391-like
Exons: 1
Coding region: 60-1625 (521 amino acids)
Biological process (GO): regulation of transcription by RNA polymerase II
Cellular component (GO): nucleus
Molecular function (GO): DNA-binding transcription activator activity, RNA polymerase II-specific; RNA polymerase II cis-regulatory region sequence-specific DNA binding
Source: RefSeq, a predicted model, not a curated record